CCACUUUCUGGUAGUAUAAAUACCAUGUCAUUCUGAUGAAGCACAUCACUCGAAGAUUGUUUUUCAAACUGAAUCCAAAAUGUUCAAAUUGUGUAUUUUUGUGGCCGUCUUCGCUUUCGCAGCAGCUACCCCUGUACCUGAAGCCAAAGCUGAUCCAAAAGCCGAUCCCAGUCUUAUUGCUGCUGCCUAUACCGCCCCCGUUGUAGCCGCUCCAGUUGCCUACACAUCUGCCUACUCUGCUCCUUUGACAUAUGCUAGUUAUGUUGCUCCUUCGGUUUACUCUGCUGGAUAUACUGCGUACUCUCCAUACACAGGCUCAUAUGUAGUGUUGUAAAGUCUAUGGAUUUCAAUAAAUACGCUGAUUUGAAAUUGA
Leptinotarsa decemlineata (Colorado potato beetle) is the source of this 373-nucleotide messenger RNA. RefSeq lists its product as uncharacterized. The record is from RefSeq and is a predicted model, not a curated record. NCBI's taxonomy places the organism in Eukaryota, Metazoa, Arthropoda, Insecta, Coleoptera, Chrysomelidae.